Molecule: messenger RNA, 4473 nt
Organism: Elephantulus edwardii (Cape elephant shrew)
Lineage: Eukaryota; Metazoa; Chordata; Mammalia; Macroscelidea; Macroscelididae
Gene: SYNJ2
Product: synaptojanin 2
Exons: 29
Coding region: 1-4473 (1490 amino acids)
Biological process (GO): phosphatidylinositol dephosphorylation; brain development; synaptic vesicle endocytosis
Cellular component (GO): perinuclear region of cytoplasm; presynapse
Molecular function (GO): phosphatidylinositol-4,5-bisphosphate 5-phosphatase activity; RNA binding
Source: RefSeq, a predicted model, not a curated record
AUGGCGCUGAGCAAGGGGCUGCGGCUGCUCCGGCGCCUGGAACCCGCGGGGGACAGCAGUGUCCUGCUGGAGGCGCGCGGCCGCGAGGACUGCCUGCUCUUCGAGGCCGGCGCGGUGGCCACGCUGGACUCUACUUCAAAGGAAAGCAUUAAGGGGACCUUUGAGGCCAGGCUGGACAGGCAUGGUCUUCUCACCCUCUUGUCGUCUUCUCUCCCAGGUGACACCACCCUGAGCUUCCUGGUCCUGGUGACUGGCUGCACCUCGGUGGGCAGAAUCCCAGAGGCUGAAAUCUACAAGAUCACAGCCACUGACUUCUUCCCACUCCAGGACGCAGGCGGAGAGGAGGACCGGCUCUUGGCCCUGAAGAAGAUACUCAACUCGGGCGUGUUCUACUUCUGCUGCUCCAACAAUGGGUCCCGCUUCGACCUGACUGUGCGGGCGCAGAAGCAGGGCGGGGACCCCUAUGAAAGCGGGAAUGCCUUCUUCUGGAACCAGCUGUUGCACGUGCCUCUGAAGCACCACCAGGUGAGCUGCUCCGACUGGCUGCUGAAGGUCAUCUGCGGGGUGGUGGCCAUCCGCACUGUGUACGCCUCGCACAAACAGGCCAAGGCCUGCCUCAUCUCCCGCAUCAGCUGCGAGCGGGCCGGCGCUCGCUUCCACACCCGCGGGGUCAAUGAUGAUGGCUACGUGUCCAACUUCGUGGAGACGGAGCAGACAAUUUACAUGGAUGAUGGGGUGUCGUCUUUUGUCCAGAUCCGGGGCUCCGUGCCGCUGUUUUGGGAGCAGCCAGGCCUUCAGGUGGGCUCCCACCAUCUGAGACUCAACAGAGGCCUGGAAGCUAGUGCGCCUGCUUUCGACCGGCAUAUGGUGCUUCUGAAGGAGCAGUAUGGGAAGCAAGUGGUCGUGAACCUGCUGGGGAGCCGCGGCGGAGAGGAGGUGCUCAACAGGGCCUACAAGAAGUUGCUCUGGGCUUCUUGCCACGGAGACACCCCUAUGAUCAAUUUUGACUUCCACCAAUUUGCCAAAGGCGGGAAGCUCGAGAAGUUGGAGAGUCUGCUGAGACCCCAGCUGAAGCUGCACUGGGACGAGUUCGACGUGUUCGCCAGGGGCGAGAAUGUGAGCCCGCGCUUUCAGAAGGGCACUCUGCGCAUGAACUGUCUCGACUGCCUGGACCGGACCAACACGGUGCAGUGCUUCAUCGCCCUUGAGGUCCUCCACCUGCAGCUCGAGAGCCUGGGGCUGCAUUCCAAGCCUAUCGCUGACCGCUUCGUGGAGGCCUUCAAAGCCAUGUGGUCCCUCAACGGGCACAGCCUGAGCAAAGUGUUCACAGGCAGCCGGGCCCUGGAAGGCAAGGCCAAGGUGGGCAAGCUCAAGGAUGGGGCCCGCUCCGUGUCACGCACCAUCCAGUCCAACUUCUUCGAUGGCGUGAAGCAGGAGGCCAUCAAGCUGCUGCUGGUCGGGGACGUGUACAGUGAGGAGGCGGCUGAGAAAGGCAGGAUGCUCAUGGACAACACAGCUCUUCUGGUGACUCCCAGGAUCCUGAAAGCGAUGUCAGAGCGGCAGUCAGAGUUCACAAAUUUCAAACGGAUCCGUAUUGCCAUGGGCACCUGGAAUGUCAAUGGUGGGAAGCAGUUCCGGAGCAAUGUCCUGGGGACCGGAGAGCUGACCGACUGGCUGAUCGACUCCCCCAAGCUCUCCGGCAUCGGCGAAUUUCAGGGUGAUGGCAGCCCAGCUGACAUCUUUGCUGUGGGCUUUGAGGAGAUGGUGGAGCUGAGUGCUGGGAACAUCGUCAAUGCCAGCACCACCAACAGGAAGAUGUGGGGCGAGCAGCUCCAGAAGGCCAUCUCACGCUCCCAGCGGUACAUCCUCUUGACCUCGGCGCAGCUGGUGGGCGUCUGUCUGUACAUCUUCGUGCGGCCCUACCACGUCCCCUUCAUCAGGGAUGUGGCCAUCGGCACGGUGAAGACGGGCAUGGGAGGAAAGACAGGCAACAAGGGCGCCGUGGGCAUCCGCCUGCAGUUCCACAGCACCAGCUUCUGCUUCAUCUGCAGCCACCUGACGGCUGGCCAGUCCCAGGUGAAGGAGCGGAAUGAGGACUACAAGGAGAUCACCCAGAAGCUGAGCUUCCCCACGGGGAGAGGCGUGUUUUCUCACGACUAUGUGUUCUGGUGCGGCGAUUUCAACUACCGCAUUGAUCUCACCUACGAAGAAGUCUUCUAUUUUGUGAAGCGCCAAGACUGGAAGAAGCUUCUGGAGUUUGAUCAGCUGCAGCUGCAGAAGUCUAAUGGCAAAAUUUUUAAAGACUUCCACGAAGGAGCUAUUAAUUUUGGCCCCACCUACAAGUACGAUGUCGGCUCCGCUGCUUACGACACAAGCGACAAGUGCCGGACGCCAGCCUGGACGGACAGGGUGCUGUGGUGGCGGAAGAAGCACUCGUUUGAUAAAACAGCGGGGGAGCUCAAUCUCCUGGACAGUGAUCUGAGCGGGGACUCCAGAGUGAAGCACACGUGGUCGCCCGGGGUCCUCCUGUACUACGGCCGGGCCGAGCUGCAGGCGUCUGACCACAGACCUGUGCUGGCCAUUGUGGAGGUCGAGGUGCAAGAAGUGGACGUGGACGCCCGGGAGAGAGUUUUCCAGGAGGUCUCGUCUUUCCAGGGUCCCCUGGAUGCCACCGUCGUGGUCAAUCUCCAGUCGCCAAGCUCAGAAGAGAGAAACGAGUUCCCGGAGGACGUGCGGGCCGAGCUCAUGCAGACCUUGGGGAACUACGGGACCAUCGUCCUUGUCAGGAUCAACCAGGGACAGAUGCUGGUGACUUUUGCCGAUAGUCACUCGGCUCUCAGUGUCCUGGAUGUGGACGGCAUGAAGGUGAAAGGCAGGGCAGUGAAGAUUAGACCCAAGACCAAGGACUGGCUCAAGGGCCUGCAGGAGGAGAUCGCCCGGAAGCGGGAAAGCAUGGCCACCGUGUCACCCGGCGCCAGUCCCUACCUGCUGGAAGAGAACUUCGACUUUGCCGGUCUGGACUACGAGUCUGAAGGGGAAAUUCUGGAUGAGGACGAGGACUACUUGGUGGGCGAGUGCCAUCGGCCAGUGGUUUCCGACAGCGAGCUGCUGGGAGAGGACCUUCCGGAAGCCCCUGGCCACACAGCAGUGGUGCCUGCCAGCAUGUCGCCUGCCCUCCCCAAGAAACCCCAGCAGCCUACGUAUACAGAUGACGCCGAGCUGGCCGAGUUAAAGCAGGAGCUGGAAGCCGUUGGGGAUUUCCGCCACCGCUCUCCAAGCAGGUCUCUGUCGGUCCCCAAUAGGCCUCGGCCACCUCAGAGACCACCCCCUCCAACUGGCUUGAUGGUGAAGAAGUCGGCCUCUGACGUGUCCAUCUCCUCCGGCAUCCACGGGCAGUACUCAGUUUUACAGACAGCAAAGCUGCUACCGGGAGCACCGCAGCAACCACCCAAAGCCAGGACCGGAAUCAGUAAACCCUACAACGUCAAGCAGAUCAAAACCAGCAAUGCCCAGGAGGCAGAAGCAGCGAUCCGGUACCUCAUGGAAGCUCAUGGAGGGACCCCAGAAGAAGCCCUGAAUGCCAUGGCCAUCAGGGACCCAGGGACCUCCAAGCCAGAGCCCAGCUCUGGGGUGGCCAAGCUGGAGUCUUACCAGGCUUCCCAGUGCCUCCCCCGGCGGCCUGCACCCAGAGUUCCAGCCAUCAAGAAGCCCACCCUGAGGAGGACAGGAAAACCCAUGUCGACAGAGGAACUGUGUAAGGAGCAGACUGCUCGCUUUACAAUCGGGCCGCCAGAGACCAGCGAUGAACCCCCUUCUCUAACCACAGCCAGGGUCCCUCCUGUCCCCAGACCCAGAACAUUUCAGCCUGGGAGAGCCUCUGAGAGAAGGCGGAGCUCCGGGAAGCCAGCAUCAAGUGAAGCCCCUGCGGGGACAUCACUGUGGGAGGUGCCACCCCCUGUGCCCAAGGUUCCUCCAAGGAGGAAGAAGUCAGCACCAGCCGCCUUCCACCUGCAGGCCCUGCAGAGCAACAGCCAGCUUCUCCAGGACCUCUCCUGUGGCAGCAGCCGUGAAGACUGUCCAGCCAAACCCCCACUGGACACCAGCUCACGCUACCUGCAGGCAGAUUUCCUUGGCAUGUCACUUGCCUCACAUCCUGACACCAGCGCCACCAAGGAGCCGAAGUCAGAGUCAGCCUCCCUUCUUGGUGACUGCCAGGAUCCCUUCUGGAACCUUCCCCAACAUGCUCAAAUGCUGGACUGUGCCUGGCUUUCUAAGAGUUCUGACCCAUUAGACCCGGGAACCAGGGGCUUUGAGAGGGCCUGUGCAGGCCCACCAUUAGCUAGUGCUUCAGCUGCAGAGGUGGGGCCACAGCCAGCAGACCACCAGCAGAAGGACAGGAGACACUGGGUGACACUCAGUGACAAAGACAAGAAGACAGCUUUGGAGUUGUUUGAUCCGCUGGCGAAAACGUGA